This is a messenger RNA of Porites lobata, 1142 nucleotides long. The record is from the annotation of a GenBank genome assembly. NCBI's taxonomy places the organism in Eukaryota, Metazoa, Cnidaria, Anthozoa, Scleractinia, Poritidae.
AUGAAAGAAUUAGUGGCCAAUAAUCAGAGUGUGCCGGAUACACAAUCAGUGAUAAAUCAAAUGGAAGCAAUGUUCCAGAAAUUAAUGACCCAAACGGUCUCUUCCAAACCUCUAACAAUUGCGGCGGCUUCUGCCGCACCGAUGCCAUCGCAAAUCAAUAAGCGUUUUGAUGAGCUUUCUAAACAACUUAAACAACUGCAGAAGCAAACCACGCAGCGCCCAGCUUCUUAUGCCAGUGUAGCGGCUUAUGAUCAACAACAAUCUUCUCCUCCACGUUUUAAUCAAACGCGCAAUUGGCAACGACAGCCUACUCGCCAAAUUGACCAGAUGCAGAGGCAGAUAAAUUGGUUGGAAAAUGAACUUAGGCGUUACCAAAAUCCACGUCGCUCUGAUUUUCGCUCCUAUGGUCGCAAUUUUCGCACAGUAGAGGGAGAUCCUAUCUGUUCUUUUUGCCAACGUGUAGGACACACUUGGCGAACUUGCCAACAGCGUGGUAGGGAUCCCCGACUUCCGCCAAACCAGGUGCGUUUUUUUAAUAAGCCUCAAUUCUCAGAGCAGCCUAGUAGUCGUCAGCCUAAUUCGCAGUUAAACGAGUAAGGGCUCUUGCCGGUCGCUCUUUUCUUCGAGCAAGAGCCAAUUUUAGACAACCGCAAAUCGCGUCGUAUAACGCUGAUAAUGUAAGUAUUUCACGAUUUAAUUAUUCACAAGAUAGUAUUUAUUUCGAAGGCGAUGAGUCUCAACUGUCUAUUUCGGAUGAUGUAGUUAUCCUGGGAACUGCAAAUCCACAACGUACUAGUCAGCUUGACCCUCAAGUUGCUUCGUAUUCAUCUUGUACAUAUUAUUCCGCGGGUGAGACAUUGGCCAAUUCCUAUUUAUCCCAAUUUCAUGAGGUUCACUAUGAAGAUGUUUUUAUUGAAAACGGCGCAAACGAAUUAAGUGAUAAUAUUAUUGAUGAUUCCGAAGUUCACAACGGAGAUGUUAUUAUAGAAGAAAGUGCAAAUGAAUCACAUGGCAACCUUAUUGACAAUACUGGGAUUAUCCACUUCAACAGAAGUUUCAGUGAAAACAGUAGCACAAGUGAAAAUGAGAAUAUUAAACAAAUUGAUAUUACAUGCCAAGAUAAACCAGAAGAAAAUUUCCAG